This is a messenger RNA of Ceraceosorus guamensis, 327 nucleotides long. RefSeq lists its product as hypothetical. The transcript is spliced from 3 exons. Bases 1 to 327 code for a protein of 108 amino acids. The record is from RefSeq and is a predicted model, not a curated record. Lineage: Eukaryota; Fungi; Basidiomycota; Exobasidiomycetes; Ceraceosorales; Ceraceosoraceae.
AUGAAUUGGCGACUCAUUUUCGCUGCAGUACUCGCUUUGCCAACCGUUCUCGGCGUCAGAUGGCACGGUCUCAACAAAGCCGGUGAUCUCAAUGAUCCUUCCACUCAGCUGAACCUCAUGAUUUAUCGCUGGAACAACGCUUGUAGCAGCAUCAAAGGCUAUGGCGAGCUCAAGCCAAACGGCAUUGGGGAGAUCGUGUGCCACUGCACUUUCAAAGACACGCACAAUAAAGAACAUGACUACGCUCUUGGUACUGUGGCUUACCUUGGUGCACAUGGCUAUCCCGGCUGGGAAGUGUCGCAAGGCUAUGAAGAGGGGAAGCGCUGA